GAUGAACAAUCAACCAAAAACACCUGCCCGAGCGAGUGGCAUUCCCCGCUUAGCAUCAAGACUCCCCUUGCCGACAACAUCCGCAACCUCCAAACCCCUCCGACCUUCGCCAUCGCGUGAGAAGCUACAAACCGACUCGGGCCUGGACGCGAACAGACUCCGCAGACCUUCCGAAGAUACUAAACUCUCCGCCGGACUUCGGAAACUCGAUGGAUCUCAGACAAGGGCGGGCGGGGGUGCGAAGUCCGAAGCCAGCACAAACUUGAAUACUGCUCCAUAUUUGGAGCGCGAUGCUGUCCUGAUCGAAGAUACUGGAACGCGAGGCCGUACGCGACCUUCGCUCGCAGAGCGAACAAUCGAGACACUCUCAAGAAUACCGCCAUCUCCAGGACCAGGUAGAAGACAGUCGAGUUUCUAUGGCGCAACGAGUCCGAUGCGCUAUUCAAGAUCACCAUCCAGAUCCUCAUCUCGACAACCUAGUGGGGGCGAUUAUCUUGCACGACCGCCCUCUGCCAUGCGGCUGCCAUCCAGACCUCGCCCGUCUUUGUCCACGAAUGCUGCAUCGGGUGAUCAUGGCCAUGCCCCGGCUACGACAAACAGUCCUGGACAUAAGGGAAACGCUAAUCUGGCAUCUAUCACGACAAAGCCUCGUCCGGCAUUGACUCAAACCCACAUGAACGCCGCUGGAUCGGGCCCGGAUGCGUCAUUACCCAGCCUAGAUCUCCCAACCUCAAGGCAAUCAUCGGUUGGCCCCCGGUCACCGUCCGCACGAUCCACGGCAUCAGACUUGACGCCAGAGCAACACGCUCUUAGAGAGAGCAUCGCGAAAGCCAGGGCGGCAAGAAAAGCAGAAGCGCAGAAACGCAUGCAAUCCUCGUCUUCCAAUGAUGCCUGGGAUCGGCUCAACACCGAAGAUCCGUUCAAUCAGAACCCCCAGGAUUCAAAUAUUGGUCUUCUCCGAAAACGCCUUGAAACAGGCAGAACCUCUGGGCAUCUCAACAUAGCAGCCAUGUCUCUGAAAGAACUUCCCAAGGAAGUUAUGGCGAUGUACGACUUCGAUCCUGAUGCUACUACUGAAUGGUACCAGAGUGUAGACCUGGUUAAGUUCAUUGCGGCCGACAACGAGUUUACGGAACUUCCUGAAGAAGCUUUCCCUGACAUCGACCCGCACGAUUUAGAUGGGGAUUCUGAUGACGAGAAGGGAAACCAAUUUGGUGGGCUUGAGCUGCUAGACUUGCACGGUAACCUGCUACAAUCUCUACCGAUAGGCUUCAGAAGAUUACAAAGACUUCACACCUUGAAUCUGUCAAAUAAUAAUCUCAAAAUGAACGAUUUACAGGUCGUUAUGGAAUUGGUAUCCCUGAAAGAUCUUAAGCUGGCCAAGAAUCGGUUGGAAGGCACGCUUACACCAGAGAUCAAAAACCUGAAUGUGCUGGAGACUUUGGAUUUGCAUGACAACAUUCUCACUGACUUGCCUCCAGAAGUGUCACAACUGAGCUCACUCCGAGUCUUGGAUGUUGGUGGUAACCAGCUGAGUUCAUUGCAGUUUGAAGCCUUAAGCCAGCUUUCUCUGAAGGAGCUUCGAGCCCCAAAGAACAAACUGAAAGGCACACUCAUCCCAGCUUCGGUCUAUAAGCUCGAAGCACUGCAGGUUCUUGAUGUGGCCAAUAAUGCAUUGGUGAAGCUUGCCGGAAACGUGGCUUUGGAACUGCCUAAUCUCCGGACUCUAGCAAUUAGCUGCAAUCGCAUCCAGUCUCUUCCAGAUCUGUCGUCCUGGCAGGCCUUGCUGAGAUUGUCGGCCGAGGAUAACAGCCUUCCGAAUCUCCCAGAAGGCUUCAUUGACUUGAAGAAUAUUCGAAACGUCGAUUUCACAGGCAACGAUAUCUCCAGAUUGGACGACAGAAUCGGCUUGAUGGAGAGCCUGUUCACGUUUCGAGUGGCUAAUAAUCCCCUUCGCGAACGAAAGUUCCUGACCAUGGGCACCGAAGACCUGAAGCGCGACUUGCGAAACCGAUGCGAACCAGAGCCCCAGGAUACCGACGAUGACGCGGGCUCUGUCGCGACCCAGUUUACAUUGGCACCAGAAACCCCGGCUCAGACGGCGGCUUGGCAGAUCAAGCCUGGCGGUGUUCUUGAUCGGUCUUACACUGAUAUGCGUGAGCUAGAGCUGGAUGAGUUAAGGCGAAUUAAUUUAAGCGACGUGCGAUGUUUGUAUCUGCACCACAACGAGCUACGUUAUUUCCCGAUAUCUGCCCUCAGUUUACUGGCGUCUACUCUCACAGACCUCGACCUUUCAAACAACCCACUAGAUAACACAACACUCUUCGCCUCAGCUCUUACGCUUCCCAAUCUUCAAAGCCUGAAUCUAGGCGCUACAAACCUUACUACGUUGGAUCCCAUCUUGACAAACCUUGUGGCACCAGCCCUGACAUUUCUGGAUGUUUCCUACAACCGCCUGUCUGGCCAGGUGCCUGCCGUACGUCGCACUUACACCAACCUGGUGGCAUUUGUGGCCGCAGACAAUCGAUAUACCAGCUUGGAGUUUGAUGCCGCCCAAGGUCUUCAGGUAUUAGACGUGGGAAAUAAUGAUAUUGGCAUGAUUCCACCUAAGCUAGGCUUGCUGAGAGGAGAAGGCUCGAGCAGAAAUUGGGGUAAUGGAUCUGCCCUGAGACGGUUCGAGGUCGCCGGAAAUAGCUUCCGUGUUCCUCGGUGGCAGAUUGUCGCCAAGGGUACUGAUGCCAUACUUGAAUGGCUCAAGGAUCGAAUGACUGCCGAAGAGCUCUCUCAAUAUGAGUCGCUCGACGACUUGACUGAAGAGUGAACUGCUACAUAAUAUGGCAAUUUUCCGACUUUGCCCGGGACUCAUCUUCUUUGUGAACAGAUCUUGAUGUCCUGUAUCGAGUUGCGUGUUCUGGGUAAAUGUGUAGUUCGUUGUUCAAGAAAUAAUGAAUGCCA
Molecule: messenger RNA, 2955 nt
Organism: Aspergillus aculeatinus CBS 121060
Lineage: Eukaryota; Fungi; Ascomycota; Eurotiomycetes; Eurotiales; Aspergillaceae
Exons: 6
Molecular function (GO): protein binding
Source: RefSeq, a predicted model, not a curated record